UGUAAUUUAGGGGCGUGGCCUUGUGGGCAGCAGGAAGAAGUUACCUGUUGAAUCUUCCUAUCCAUUUUCUUCCCAGCCCUUGCAGCUACCCCUAAGAGGGAAGCCGCAAACCACUAGCCUCUUCCGAAAAAGAGCCCCCAAACGAUAGAGCCACAUGGCUUCCACGGUAUGGGGGAGUGCUCCCUGGUGGGGGCCACCGCCCCCAGCCCCAGCCCGGCCGCUCACAGACAUCGACUUCUGCUCUGGGGCGCAGCUGCAAGAACUAACCCAGCUGAUCCAGGAGCUGGGUGUGCAGGAGAGCUGGAGUGACGGGCCCAAGCCGGGACCAGAUCUCCUCCAGGCCAAGGACUUUGUUUUCUCUUUGCUUGGUCUGGUUCACCGCCGGGACCCUCGCUUUCCUCCCCAGGCAGAGCUCUUGCUGCUUCGUGGUGGGAUUCGGGAGGGCUCCCUGGAUCUGGGGCCUGUGCCUCUAGGUCCCUACGCUCGGGGACCUCACUACGACGCCGGCUUCACACUCCUGGUGCCUGUGUUUUCGCUAGAUGGCACUGGGCAGGAGCUACAGCUGGAUGUGGGAUCCCGUUACGCAUGGCUCUGCCUCCCAGAGCAGGUACGUGGAACCUCGCUCCGGGAAGCAUGGCAGGAUUGUCUAGGACCCCCAGUCCCAGGAGGAUGUGAUUCGAUCCACCCAACCGAAAGCAAAGAAAGUCCCAAGGACCCGCAAAGCUCCGUGGAUCAGCCACAUGGUGAUGUCACUGAGCCCGAGGCACACGAGUCUUUGGAAGAAUCACCUAGUGAUGUUUCAGUGCCAGAGUCGCCUCGGCGCAACGUAACCGAUGUUGACUUUCCCUCACCAUUGAAAAAAACGAAUGGUGACGUCACCAAAGCAGCCGACAUCAGCCCAGUGCCACAGCCGUCGGAGGCUCGGGAGGCAUGGCCCACAUUGUGCCCCGCCCAGGUGGCUGCCUGGUUCUUUGCUUCGCUGGCCGCGGUCGCUGAGUCCCUGUUUCCGGUCCCGGGUGCCCCGCGCUUGGUCCACGCAGCCCGCCACGCGGGGGUCACCACCAUCCUCCUGGCUACGCCCGGGCCCCCGCGCCACCUCCUGCUUUUCGACCUGAUCCCCGUGGUGUCCGUAGCCGGCUGGCCCCAGGGGGCUCGGAGCCACUUUUGGGCCGGCACGCUGGCCUCGGAGUCGUCUUCCUUCUACCUGGUGCCCGGCGGCGGCGGCGGCGGCACAGAGCGGACGGGCGCCUCCGGCUGGCAGCUCUGCUUCGCCCGCCAGGAGCUGGCGCUCAAGGCGCGCAUACCCGCUCCGCUGCUGCAAGCGCACGCGGCGGCCCAGGCGCUGCUGCGCCCGCUGGUGGCCGGGACCCGGGCCGCGGCGCCCUACCUCCUGCGGACGUUGCUCUACUGGGCGUGCGAGCGGCUGCCCGCGCUCUAUCUGGCGCGGCCCGAGAAUGCGGGCGCCUGCUGCCUCGGGCUCCUGGAUGAGUUGGGCCGGGUGCUCGAGGCCGGGACGCUGCCCCACUAUUUUCUGAGUGGCCAAAAGCUCCGUGUGGGGGACGGCGCCGCUUCGCUGCUCGGGACUUUGGCCCUGCUUCGCGGGGACCCUGCCGGCGCCCUGCGCGCCGCUGUGGAGGAGGCCAAGGCUGCGCGCAAGGGGGGCGGCUUGGCCGGCGUGGGAGGCGGGGCCCAUUAAAGACGCUGUUCC
Messenger RNA from Hippopotamus amphibius kiboko, 1708 nucleotides. It is a transcript of the gene TMEM102, whose product is annotated as transmembrane protein 102. The record is from RefSeq and is a predicted model, not a curated record. The transcript is spliced from 3 exons. Lineage: Eukaryota; Metazoa; Chordata; Mammalia; Artiodactyla; Hippopotamidae. Bases 155 to 1696 code for a protein of 513 amino acids.